AGGGAAAGUGGUAGACGUGCCAAAACAUGCUUGGUUCAAUUAGCUGUUCCUCGCUCUCUACACAAGUUCUCUAUCCAUCUCCCCCCAAACCAGGAUGUUGUACUGCAAGGAGGUUGCUUGUAAGAACUGGGCCAUGCGAGAAUAGCGUUGAGAAAUCAGCAAGGCUGAAGACAAUGGUGGUUGGAUGUAAGAAAGAGAAUCAAGAAGUGGGUUUUCAAGCUAGUGAGCGGCUUUAUCUUGGAAUGGAUUUUGGUACAUCUGGAGCUAGGUUUGCUUUGAUUGACAAGCAAGGGACAAUUCAUGCUGAAGGGAAGAGACAGUAUCCUCAAUACAUGAGGGAAAAAACAAUGGAUUGGGCACAGUCAUGGAAAACAACUCUUUUCUCACUGCUUGAAGAUAUUCCUGUUCAUCUUCGUCCACACGUUGCUUCCAUUUCUCUUGAUGGGACUUCUGCAACUACUCUCAUUAUUGAUAGCAAUACAGGAGAACCAUUAGCCAGACCUUACCUCUACAAUGAGAGUUGUCCCGAUGCUUUACCAGCAAUAAAGUCCAUUGCUCCUGUAAACCAUACAGUUUGCUCUGGUUCCUCUACCCUGUGCAAGCUUGUUUCAUGGUGGAACAAUGACAAUUCAGACAAAACAUCGACGAUAUUACUGCAUCAAGCUGAUUGGUUGUUGUGGCUUCUCCAUGGGCAGCUUGGAGUUUCUGAUUACAAUAAUGCUUUGAAGGUUGGUUAUGAUCCUGAACUGGACUCCUAUCCACGUUGGCUGUUAUCUCAGCCUUAUUCGCGACUUUUACCUGUGGUCAAAGCUCCUGGAACUUCGAUCGCCCAUUUGAAAGGGGAUGUUAGAACACUAUUUGGUUUUUCAGAAGAUUGCAUUGUAUGUACUGGGACCACUGAUAGCAUAGCAGCCUUUCUUGCAGCACGUGCAACAAAACCUGGGAAAGCGGUCACCUCUUUGGGUUCAACCCUUGCAAUUAAACUGCUAAGUACAACUAGGAUAGAGGAUGCAAGAUAUGGGGUGUAUAGUCAUCGCCUUGAUGAUAAGUGGCUUGUUGGAGGAGCUUCAAAUACUGGUGGAGCAGUUCUUAAGGAAAUUUUCACUGACGAGCAAUUGGAAAAACUGAGUGAACAUAUUAAUCCCAUGGAGAGCUCUCCCUUAAACUACUAUCCACUAAAAUCAGUCGGAGAGAGAUUCCCUGUGGCAGAUCCUAUGAUGGAGCCAAGGUUACAUCCACGCCCAGAAAGUGAUGUAGUGUACUUGCAUGGUAUUUUGGAAUCAAUUGCCCGUAUAGAGGCAAAGGCCUACAUCUUGUUGAAGGAUCUAGGAGCAACCCAAGUGGAGGAGGUGUUCACCGCCGGGGGUGGUGCAAAAAACGACAAAUGGACAAAGAUCCGAGAGAGAAUACUUGGUUUACCCGUGAGUCAAGCAACUCAGACAGAGGCUGCAUACGGAGCUGCUUUGUUGGCAAUGAAGGGUGCCUAAUAGAUGUAGUGGCUAGUGAGAGCCUUCAUUUUGAAGGAUCAAGUAUAUAAACUACGGGUAAUGUCAUUAAUUUUGGUGAAAUAAGUUGUGAUUAUGUGCCUUUUCCGCUUGCAUAAUUUGUUAUAAUUCCUCCCUCCGAUUCCCUCUUGUAGUUUAGGAGUAAGGUCAGUUAAUUUCAACUGGAACCUGUUGUUUCCAACCCCACCUGUACAAUAUGCCAAAAUAAUGAACAUGAGACAUCAAACUAUAAUUGACCAAUGCUGAGAAUAAAGCCGGUUGACUUGGUGUAUUCGAAUAUUUGUCCACUAAGUAUAGUAACUACUCCUUUCUCCAC
Molecule: messenger RNA, 1821 nt
Organism: Theobroma cacao (cacao)
Lineage: Eukaryota; Viridiplantae; Streptophyta; Magnoliopsida; Malvales; Malvaceae
Gene: XK-1
Product: xylulose kinase-1
Biological process (GO): phosphorylation; xylulose metabolic process
Cellular component (GO): cytosol
Molecular function (GO): D-xylulokinase activity; D-ribulokinase activity
Source: RefSeq, a predicted model, not a curated record